Closterium sp. NIES-65 is the source of this 753-nucleotide messenger RNA. Lineage: Eukaryota; Viridiplantae; Streptophyta; Zygnematophyceae; Desmidiales; Closteriaceae. The record is from the annotation of a GenBank genome assembly.
AUGUCCUGUUUUUGGACCACCUCACUCGCUCCCUCCUCACUCCUUCCCCCACCUCACUCACCCCCUUCUACCUUCACCGUCCUCCCCGUCGCACUCUCUCCCACAUCCCUCCCUCCCUCCCCACCUUUCUCCAUUCCUCCGCACUCCAUCCCCUCCUUUCCCCGUGCCAUCCUGACCAAGAUCCUGCGGCACCAGGCAAGCCAGCUGGGAUUGCACGUGGCGCCAGAUGGCUUCGUGCGAGUGGCCGAUCUCUCUGCUGCUGCCCCUCAACACCAACGCCCACCGCCCCCUCGCCUUCCCACACGCUGGAGGACGUGCGCCCUGACUGUGGUACACGGCACGUAUGAGCGCCACCUGCCGUCCAUACUGGCGUCGGGGUUGAGUCGCAUGAACCGGCAGCACGUGCACCUCACCAAGGGGGUGCCCUCGCAGCACCACUCCGUUGUCAGCGGCUUCCGUUCAAACGCAGAGGUUGCUGGUGGUGGUGGACGUCGCUCGCGCCAUGGCAGGUGGGUUGCACACGGCAUGCCAUUCUUCGAGUCAGACAAUGGGGUCAUCCUCACGUCUGGCUUUCCACGGCUACAUCCCUCCAACCUACUUCGCCUCCAUCCUCAAGUGGCCCUCGCUCCUCCCCCACCCCCUCUCCCCUCCUCCUCCCCCACCCCCCCCAUCCUCCUCUACCCGCCCUUGCUCCUGUCCCCCCCGCUGCUUCCGCUGCUGUCUGUGCGGGGGAAGCAGCAGGGCCGUGUUUAG